CAUUCCUACAGGCAAGAGACUGUUCUUGUGUGAAGUGGGCUCCACAGGCCCGUAAUAUCUCACUACAAGCAAGUGUGCAUCUGUUAGAACCAUUGCUAAAGACAGUUCCAUGGAAGAGAAACCAUUCAAGUGUGCAAUUUGUGCUAAAUCUUUUGUGACUUCUACAAGGCUCCUGGCACACCAGAUGAUUCACACAGGGGAGAAACCCUACAGGUGUGAGGUUUGUGAGAAAGCUUUCACCUCUUCUUCCCAACUGCUGAGGCACCAGAGAAUGCACACAGGGCAGAAACCAUUCACAUGCAAGGUAUGUGAUAAAUCAUUCUCGAUCUUAUCAAACCUACGGGUACACCAACGGAUUCACACAGGAGAGAAACCAUUCACAUGUAUGGUGUGUGACAAAUCAUUCUUAGACUUAUCAAACCUCCGCAAACACCAACGCAUUCAUACAGGAGAGAAGCCAUUCACAUGUGAGGUGUGUGACAGAUCAUUUUCAACAUCAUCACACCUCCAUGGACACCAACGCAUUCACACAGGGGAGAAACUGUUCACGUGUGAGGUGUGUCAGAAGUCAUUCUCAGACUCAUCAAGUCUUUGCAGACACCAACGCACUCACACUGGGGAGAAGCCAUUCAUGUGCAAGGUGUGUAACAAGUCAUUCUCAGACUCAUCAAACCUCCGUGGACAUCAACGCAUUCACACGGGCGAGAAACCAUUCACCUGUGAAGUGUGUGACAAAUUGUUCUCCACACUAUCACAGCUCCUUGUCCAUCAACGUGUCCACACUGGGGAGAAACCAUUCAAGUGCAAGGUGUGUGACAGGACUUUCUCAAGGUCAUCGAACCUCCUAGUCCAUCAGAGGCUGCACACAGGGAAAAAGCCAUUCAAGUGCGAAGUGUGUGAUAAAUUAUUCUCAACGUCUUCACUCCUCCUUGUGCACCACCGCAUUCACACAGGGGAGAAACCAUUCUCAUGCAAAGUGUGUGACAAAUCGUUCUCAGAGUCAUCAAACCUCCGUGUACACCAACGUAUUCACACGGGGGAGAAGCCAUAUAGGUGCGAUGUGUGUGGCAAAUCAUUCUCAACGUCAUCGACCCUUCGCCUCCACCAACGCAUUCACACAGGGGAAAAACCAUUCACAUGCGAGGUAUGUGACAAAUCAUUCUCAAGGUCAUCAAAUCUCCUGCUUCAUUGGAGAAUUCACACAAGAGAGUAACCAUUCACGUGUUUGCAA
Molecule: messenger RNA, 1231 nt
Organism: Chiloscyllium plagiosum (whitespotted bambooshark)
Lineage: Eukaryota; Metazoa; Chordata; Chondrichthyes; Orectolobiformes; Hemiscylliidae
Source: RefSeq, a predicted model, not a curated record